CGAUGGGCUGCGGCGGGAGCCGCGCGGAUGCCAUCGAGCCGCGCUACUACGAGAGCUGGACGCGGGAGACCGAGUCCACUUGGCUGACCAACACGGACGCCGAGCCCCAGCAGCAGGCCCAGCAGCAGCAGCUUCCCAACGGCGGUCCGGAGAGCGGCAUCGCUGACGCCGGCCUGAGGGAGACGGGAAUUCUGGAGGAUGGCAAAUACACUCAGACCUGUAUCACAAAGUCUUCAGCAGCAAGUGGUAUAGCUACCGCUGAAAAGAGAACUCACUGUGGUACGCAAUGCACAAAGCCUGUAAGUCACACCACUGGGACUUCAGCACCAAAGCAGCAGAAUGGCUUUAGAACAGCAGAGCCCAAAUGGGACAGCAAGAAAAAGGCUACAAAAGAAACCCCAAUUAAUGCUGCCAAAAAUAACAGACAAAUGAAUAGCAACAGAAGAGUGACAAAGAACUGUGUCAAUUAAGAGAGCCAAGAGAGGAUGAAUGAACUUGCAAUAUAUUGCUGCACUUUAACUGAUC
Molecule: messenger RNA, 525 nt
Organism: Euleptes europaea (tarantolino)
Lineage: Eukaryota; Metazoa; Chordata; Lepidosauria; Squamata; Sphaerodactylidae
Gene: BAALC
Product: BAALC binder of MAP3K1 and KLF4
Exons: 3
Coding region: 3-470 (155 amino acids)
Cellular component (GO): cytoplasm
Source: RefSeq, a predicted model, not a curated record